Symbiodinium necroappetens is the source of this 1137-nucleotide messenger RNA. NCBI's taxonomy places the organism in Eukaryota, Dinophyceae, Suessiales, Symbiodiniaceae. The record is from the annotation of a GenBank genome assembly.
AUGCCAGAGCCAGAAAUCUUUCUCAGCAUCACCGACCAGACUUUCGAUGUUGACCUGACCUUGUUCUUCCGGUAUCCGGACUUUGAGGAUGCGUUCGAAGCUGACGUGGUGAACAUCUCCGGCUCGUUGACCUUCGCCAAUCAGGUCAACUACGAGAAUUCCCCGGAUCCGAACGGCCGCUUCGUCAUCGCAACAUACUCGGGUCUUACGGCAUCUCCAGCGAUUCUCGAAAUACCAUCGACAUUUCGAGAGAUUUGUGCCUACACCAGCGACAAGAAGUCGCUGGUGUGCUCUCGCCUCGUUGAUGCCAGUCUUGACGACCGCGACUUGGGUUCUUUCGGGCCUUAUGCCUUCACCGAGACGUUCGCUUUUGUUUUUGCCAAUGUGAACGGUGUUUUCACCGCUGCGGAGAACGAUGAAGUUGCCUUUGUCGAGGGGCUGGUCCGACUCGGAAUCGCGGAGGCAGAGGCUGAGGCGUUCGCCGCUGUUUACCGGAGCGAGAACGGAGCCGAAAGCGGAGCCCUGGCUACGGCCAUGGCUUUAGUUGAAGGUCUCAGGGCAGCGACGGACAAGAAUCGACGCUUUACAGACCUGAUCCGCUUGGAGCAGGUUGAGUGCCGGGAGUUCCUGGACUGGACUACUUGUGUACCCUCCUUGCUUCGCUUUGCAAACCCUGGCCGCGGCUCCUUCCUUGGCAAGGUGGAGCAGGAAGGCGAGAACGAGACGAAGGAAGCGUUGGAUGCGGUGGCCGUGGGAAGCGCACGUCGGCAGGGAUGCCAUCUGCCCGAGCUCAGCCCAAGCGUUGCCAUACCCUCCUCGUGCAGUUGCGCUGCGGGGGAGUUCCCCAGCUUCCUGGACGCAGGCAGCUUCUCGCUGACGCUCACGGAGUUCCAGCGUUUCGAGACGCCGGGCGCAUGGAACGCAACUAACGCCACCGUGGAGCAGCAAACUGUCGAAGUCCAGGUCAAGAGCCAAAAGAACGAACAAGGCAAGUCUACGGUCGCUUCGUUCUGCUCCGGUUAUUUGACGCUUACGAACUGGUCUCCACGGCAGUCUGUGCCUACGCACGCAACCAAAGCUCCCUCGUGUGCGCCAAAUCAAGCUUGCUUUUGCAAGGAGUGGAAGUCAGGGCCAUGA